This is a messenger RNA of Dibothriocephalus latus, 405 nucleotides long. NCBI's taxonomy places the organism in Eukaryota, Metazoa, Platyhelminthes, Cestoda, Diphyllobothriidea, Diphyllobothriidae. The record is from the annotation of a GenBank genome assembly.
AUGACUAAGUCAGAGUCCGAGGCCGAGAGGAUUCAGGCGGCUGAUGCGACCGGAGCCGUCUCUUUUCCCAUGUAUCGGGAUUUUUAUAGAGGCCACAUUGAGAAGAAACAAUUUGAAACCGAGAGGACAACAGGUUCGCAGGCCGAGGGUGGAGUGCUGAACAUCUUAUUGCCCAGUGACCAAGGAACACGAAUUCAAGUACCAGCUAACCCGGAUUUGGAAAUGGAAAUGGCUGCACCAAACGAACCCUGGUAUGUGGGCAUUCCGCACAACUACGGAAAAAAUCCGACGCGAGAGGUUGUCAUCUUCUGGAUGGAGGCAAACGAAAUGGGUCCACCUGCUGCUCAGACCGAAGAAAAGCCUGAGGAUAAACCACCAGCACCUGAGGGUGGCGAGAACCACUAG